Messenger RNA from Pseudomassariella vexata, 4402 nucleotides. RefSeq names its product WD domain-containing protein. Gene Ontology annotation, cellular component: endoplasmic reticulum exit site; COPII vesicle coat. Gene Ontology annotation, molecular function: structural molecule activity; protein binding. NCBI's taxonomy places the organism in Eukaryota, Fungi, Ascomycota, Sordariomycetes, Amphisphaeriales, Pseudomassariaceae. The transcript has 3 exons. The coding region runs from base 284 to 4111 and encodes 1275 amino acids. Gene Ontology annotation, biological process: endoplasmic reticulum organization; intracellular protein transport; endoplasmic reticulum to Golgi vesicle-mediated transport. The record is from RefSeq and is a predicted model, not a curated record.
CUUCAAUGGUGAGCUCACCCUGUUCGAGUUUGGAAGGCACAUCUGGCAUCAUGAGCUAGCACUUGCAUGUCUCAAGAUUCAGUAAACUACCUUACACACACUCGGCCACCAUUGUAUCUCGCCUUUUCUCCCAUCUCCUCCAUCUAUCUAUUAAGCAGGCCUAGAGAACCCGAUGCUAGUUGCCGUUCACCCCCAUCGCUGUCCACCCAUCUAAACUCUUGCAGCCCCUCCAUAAUCGGCAACUCUAUCGACUCGGCCCGCCUCCCAGCAGCAGUAGUUCGCCAUGGUUCGAUUGCGAGAGAUCUCGCGAACGGCAACCUUUGCUUGGUCGCCAGGUGCGGCAAAGCCCUUGAUUGUUACUGGAACCAGGGCCGGGGCAGUAGAUGCCGACUUCUCUGACGAAACAAAGCUCGAGCUGUGGGAUCUGAGCCUCGACAAUCAAGAUCAGGGACUCGAACUCCAGCCCAUUGCGAGCAUUGCCGCAGAUUCCAGAUUCUACGAUAUCGCAUGGGGUGCGCCCACCGAAGACUACCCGCAAGGCAUCAUUGCCGGCGCCCUUGAGAAUGGAUCUCUCGAUCUUUGGGAUGCUGAGAAACUCGUUUCGGGGGCAUCCGAUGCUUUGAUUGCACGCACGACAAAGCACACUGGCUCCAUCAAGUCGCUACAGUUCAACCCUCUGAAACCUCAGAUUCUGGCAACUGCGGGAGCUAAAGGAGAGCUCUUCAUCUACGAUGUCAAUGACCCUUCGAGUGCUUUCCGACUGGGUACCGCUGCCGCACGCUCCGACGAUCUCGAAUGUGUAGCAUGGAACACCAAGGUCGCUCAUAUCCUGGCCACAGGUGGCUCCGGUGGAUUUGUUACCGUCUGGGACUUGAAGACCAAAAAGGCAUCAUUGACGCUCAACAACAACCGAAAGGCUGUCAGCUCCAUCGCUUGGGAUCCGAAUAAUUCAACGAAGCUGUUGACAGCCACGCCUGAUGAUACUACCCCUGUCAUCCUCAUGUGGGACCUCAGAAACUCAAAUACGCCAGAGAGAACACUGCAAGGUCACGACCAAGGUGUUCUGUCGGUAUCUUGGUGUCAGCAAGACCCGGACCUGCUGCUAUCGUGUGGCAAGGACAACCGGGCUCUAAUCUGGAAUCCUCAGACGGGUGACCGGUAUGGUGAAUUUCCAGAAGUGACCAAUUGGACGUUUCUGACUCGAUUCCACCCUCACAACCCCAACCUUUCUGCUACAGCUGCCUUCGAUGGCAAGAUCACGGUCCAGACCCUCCAGAAUACCAACCCCUCCGCACCACAAAGCACAAAUCAGCCCAACCUUGAUGGGGAAGACUUUUUUACCCAAGCUCAAACCCAGCCUCAAGGUGCUGCUUUCUCCUUGGUCAAGGCGCCAAGGUGGUUGGAGAGACCGAUUGGCGCAUCAUUCGGCUUCGGCGGUAAACUUGUCAUUUUUAAACAAUCGCCGACCCAACCUGGCCAGCAUCGCUCGACCAAAAUUCAGCUCUCGCAGUUCUCCGUAGACUCUAACAUCGGCUUGGCUAUCGAGAAAUUUGAAGAAUGCCUGAAGUCAGGGGACAUCAACGCAAUUUGUGAAUCGCACCGAGACCAAGCCAAGACCGAAGAAGAGAGGGCCGAUUGGCUUGUCAUGAAAAACCUACUCUCCGAGAAUCCUCGCAAGCAAAUAGUUGAAUACUUGGGAUUCGCCAAGGAGGACGACGAGGCUACGAAUGGCGUUAGCGAAGACGCGGCCGAGCCUCAGGAGGCGGAGACCGAGUCUGAAAAGCCUAGUGAGAAGCCAACAGCCAAGAAGGGUCAUAAGAAGACCGUCUCUAUGUUCUUCUCUGAAGGCGCCGAGGGCGACGGCGAUGAUUUCCUGGCUAGUCUAUCUGCUACCAAGGGAGCAAAGACUGAUAAUCCGUUCCAGUUGUUUAGUGACAGUGACUCAACGACUGAAAAACAAAUCACAAAAGCCCUGAUGUUGGGACAGUUCGAAAAGGCAACGACGCUUUGCUUGAAUGAGGAGCGAAUGGCCGAUGCCUUCAUCAUUGCGAAUUGCGGUGGCAAGGAAUUGGUGGACAAGGUUCAGUCCGCUUAUCUCUCUCAAAAGACUGGCAUGCCGAGCUACCUGCGACUACUUAGCUCGGUCAUUGUGAAGAACUUGUGGGACGUGGUAUACAAUGCGGACUUGGCAGAUUGGAAGGAAACCAUGGCAACUCUUUGCACAUUCGCAGACCCCAACGAGUUUCCCGAUCUGUGCGAAGCAUUGGGCGACCGUAUCUAUGAAACCGGCUCGAGGAAAGAUGCCUCUUUCUGCUAUGUUGUUGGCUCUAAGCUAGAGAAGGUUGUAGGCAUUUGGGUUACUGAACUGGAAGAAACCGAGCAAGCCGGCAUGUCAGAAGGUAACGACUCGGCCUUCUCCAUUCACGCCAGGUCCCUCCAACAAUUCAUCGAGAAGGUCGAAGUAUUCCGGCUUGUGACGAAGUUCCAGGACAACGAGAAGGGACUAUCUUCGGGUUGGAAAUUGACUUCUCUGUACGACAAGUACACUGAAUUCGCAGAGCUUGUUGCUGGGCAUGGGCAACUGGAUGUUGCACAGAAGUAUCUCGACCUGCUUCCAACAGUGUACCCAGCGGCAGAUAUUUCGCGCAACCGACUCAAACAGGCGACCACGAAGAAGGUCACCCAACCCGUGAUAAACACCACGCGCACAGCUUCACGUGCAUCAACCACCCUACCCUACCAAGCUCCUCGUACUGCACAGCCAGGAAUCAGUCCCGUUAAUCCUUACGGGGCUCGUGCUGUCCCGAACCUCCCUUCAAACCCCUAUGGGCCACAAACUACCGCCAGUCCGUAUGGCCCCACAGCACCCCAGACGACGGGCAAUCCGUAUGCGCCUGCCGCUCCUCAACCCACUGGCAGCCCAUAUGCUCCUGCAGGUGUAGGAUAUCAACCAACUGCGCCGCAGCAACCGGGUAACUUCGGGCCCGCCAACGCAGGUUACGGACCUCCCGCUCAAAAUUUCGGUGCCCUUCCGAAAAGCUCGACUCCUUCCAUGCCCCCUCCGUCAAGGUCUGCCUUGAAGGAUGUAGGCAACUGGAAUGACGUACCGUUGGUCCCGUCGAAACAGCCGCAAAGAAGGGCUACGCCUAACACGACGGCCUCCCCGUUUACCAACCAAGCUGGUGCUAACAUGCCCCCUCCUCCUCAGAGUCCCUAUGGUAGUCACCGAGGCAUGGGCACCCCUCCUCCGCCGCCUCCAAAGGGACCGCCUCAACAAAGAGUGAUGUCGCCUCUUGGUGGCCCGCCGCAAGCUGGCCAGCUGCCAACUCCACCACGACCAGGCUCAGCUGCAGCGAAUGCCUAUGCGCCAUCUCCAUCGUCACAAGGACCUGGAGGCGGCCCGGGAGUGCCGCCUCCAAUGGCAAAUGUGGUGGGCAGGAAUUUAUCGCCAUAUAAUGCUUCUACGAGCGCCGGACCGCCGUCCAACCGAUAUGCUCCGGCGCCGACGCCGCAAGGUACCCAGCCUCCCCAACAACCAGGCUUCGCACCUUCCGGAAACCGCCCGCCACAUGGGAAUCCAUAUGCACCGGCCCCGCCAGCUACGUCGUCCCAGAGUCAAUAUGCACCUUCGUCGUUCGGAGCUCAGGCCCAACAAGGGCCACCUUCCGCGGGUCCUCCUCCUGCUGGUCCUCCGAAGGCAAGGGGCGCCACGGCAUCUCCCGCACCGGCGCCUCCUCGAGCUGCAACCCCAGCAAAAUCGAAGUACCCACCUGGUGACCGUUCCCAUAUCCCCGCCAGUGCGCAGCAACUGGUGGACAUCUUGAACCGCGAUAUGCAGCGAGUAGCUUCCAAGGCUCCUGCUUCAUUCGCACCGCAAGUCAAGGACACACAGAAACGAAUCAGCAUUUUGCUUGAUCAUCUGAACAAUGAAGAACUUGUUAAGCCGGACACUAUUGACCAGUUGACUCAGUUAGCCCUUGCCUUAGAAGGAAAGAACUACCCUGAGGCGCAAAAAAUGCAGGUCGAACUCCAGCGAGACAAGACGGAAGAGUGUGGUACCUGGAUGGUUGGUGUCAAGCGUUUGAUCUCCAUGAGCAAGGCCACCCCUUGAGAUGAUUGUCAUGGAGACGGCUUAUAUACACAAGCACUUCACCUUGAACAUGCGCAGUUUGGCGAAAAAAAUGAGGCGGGAUAUUCUGGCGCAGACCGUCUGAAGAGUACAUGUAGAAGAGUGCUCCAUAGAGGGCAUGGGAGAUUCUGCUAGAAUUGAUUAAUUGUUUAAGAAUCCCGUGUCAUGAACAUUUGGUGGUAUCCCCUACCACAGCAGUACUAAUGAUAAAUACACAUUCAGGAGGGCGGGCACCUGCUUCAAGGGUCCGUCAGUCCAGUGAACUUCUUGCUC